Molecule: messenger RNA, 6044 nt
Organism: Cyprinus carpio (common carp)
Lineage: Eukaryota; Metazoa; Chordata; Actinopteri; Cypriniformes; Cyprinidae
Product: AT-rich interactive domain-containing protein 1B-like
Biological process (GO): chromatin remodeling; regulation of transcription by RNA polymerase II; positive regulation of DNA-templated transcription
Cellular component (GO): nucleoplasm; nBAF complex; SWI/SNF complex
Molecular function (GO): nucleosome binding; DNA binding
Source: RefSeq, a predicted model, not a curated record
GAGGGAUAUGUUAGCAGGGGCCAGUCUGGGAAAUCAAACCACGAUGACAUGGUCUUACUCAGCAGGAACGCCCGUCCAGCCUUCCGGAUCUAUCUGGCUCUAUAGAUGACCUCCCCACAGGAACAGAGGCGGGUCUCAGUUCGGCCGUCAGCGCUUCGGGAUCUACCAGUAGCCAGGGCGAGCAGAGCAACCCCGCCCAGUCACCCUUCUCACCCCACGCCUCGCCCCGAGUCCCCAGCAUGCGCAGCGGGCCCUCGCCCUCGCCGGUUGGAUCACCUGUGGGUUCCAGCCAAUCACGUUCUGGGCCCAUAUCACCUGCCAGUGGGCCAGGUACACAGAUGGCCCCUCAGACCCCAGGGAAUGUCCCAGACGUGGGCUCCCAUUCCACUCACAGUCAGUCGCCCAUGUCUCAGGAGAGAGGAUUUGCACCUAACAUGCAGCGCAAUGUACCUGGUCCCCAGUUUGCAGGGCAGCAGCCGGGACCUUCUAUGUCUCCACACUCCUGUCCCACUGGCCCUAUGCACCAUAGUAUGGGCUCCUAUCAGCUGGGCCCCUCUUAUGGACCCCAGGUGGGCCAGUAUGGUCCUUCAGGUAACUACCCACGCCCUCCUAACUAUGGCGGAGCACCAGGUGCCAACUACAGUGGCCCAGGCCCAGGCAUGGGCAACAGUCUUGGCAUGAAUGCCAGCAGUCCAAUGCACGGGCAGGGUCCAGGGCAACCCUGUGGCUCUUUGACCACGGCUCGAGGACCAGGGCAUGCAGCUGGUGGCCGGCCAUAUCCAGCAGGCUCCAGCAGUGUGGCUCCAACGUCUCCCAACAUGCCUCAGUCUGCUGGCCCAGGAAUGGGUCCACCUCCUCCCAACGUCAGUCGCAAGCCCCACGAGAGUGGCCCUGCAUCUGCCCAGCAGAACCCAGUCCCCUCUGGACAGCCCAGGCAUCUCUUUGGCAGGUCCCCUGUAUACCCUGGCCUGUCUGGGCCUGGGGGACGGCCAGCCUCCUUCCCUAUCCCUCACCCCCAUCACCCUCACUACAGUUCUGGGCAAGGCCAGGGGCAUCCUCACACUGAGUUGUAUGGGCCAGUCGGGUAUCAGGGUGGGUCCCACAUGCUUGGGAUGGGUCCUGGAGGCCCCUACAACCAUCCACCGAGCAACAGCGCAGCCAGGAUGACCCCUCAAGGACCGUCCUACAACACAGUGCCCACAGGGCCCAUGGCAGGCUCAGGUGACAGCAUGAUGCCCACCGAUCCCAAACUGAGAGCUGAGCACAAGGAGGAGGGCAGCACACCCACCACAGAGCCUCCUAAGCCAAAGGACAACUACGGCUCUCAGUGUGUGUCCCAGCCUCCCACCCCGUCCCCUCUGUCCCCCAGCCCAGCUAGUCUGUCCUCUUAUCAGGGGGACGACAGUGAUAGCAUUAGCAGCCCUGCCUGGCCAAAAAACCCCAGCAGCCCUAAGCACAGCUCGGGGAACAUGACAAACGAGAAGAUAACACGGCUGUAUGACUUGGGCUGUGAGCCGGAGAGGAGGGCAUGGGUGGAUCGCUACAUCGCCUUCAUGGAGGAGAGGGGCACACCUGUCCUAAACCUGCCUUCAGUGGGGAAGAAGCCACUGGACCUGUGCCGCCUCUACCUCUGUGUUAGAGAAAUCGGAGGCUUGGCUAUGGUAAAUAAGAACAAGAAAUGGAGAGAGCUGUCCACCCACCUGAAUGUGGGGACAUCCAGCAGCUCUGCCAGUUCCCUCAAGAAGCAGUACAUCCAAUACCUGUUCGCCUAUGAGUGCAAGGUGGAGCGCGGAGAGGAACCCCCACCUGAUGUGUUCACUGUGGCAGAGAGCAAGAAGCAGCCGCAGCAGGCCAAGAUCCAGCCGCCCUCACCUGCAAACUCGGGCUCUCUUCAAGGGCCACAGACUCCUCAAUCUACAGGCAGCAGCACUAUGACAGAGAUGCCAGGAGACCUAAAGCCACCAACACCAGCUACCACACCCCACGGACAAGUGACCCCUCAGCCAAGUGGCAGAAACAGUGGUGUUAGUGUGCAAGAUCCGUUCUCUGAAAGCAGUGACCCAGCCUUUCAAAAGCGAGGCCCCAUGCAUGGAGGAGGCAGUGGAGAUGCCAGCUCUAGAAUGCAGUUUGACACCAGUAAGGAUCCCUAUGGAGCUGCUAGGAAAGGUGGCUCUGAGCCCUUUAUGCCAGGGCAGAUGCCAGGCAGUGGCAUGCAGGAGAUGUAUCCACGUGGACCGCCCUCAGGCAUGGGUAUGGGCCCACGACCCCAGUACUCCUAUAACACUGGUUUUGAGAGGAGGCCAGAGCAUGUCAUGGGUCCAGAGGGGGGAAUUGGCCCCUCUGGAAAUCAGAACAACAUGGUGCUUUCCAACAGUGAUCCCAGCAUGUUCUCAGGCAGUAGAUACGCCUCUCAUCAGAGACAUGGACAUGACGGCUAUGGGCAGCAGUACCCUCACAGUAUGCCAUAUGGUGCACAUGGGAUGUAUGCCCAACAGCAGGGUUAUAAGCGGCCUGGGGAAGGGAUGUAUGGCCCUCCUGCUAAGCGCCAUGAGAGUGAAGCCUAUGGUAUGCAGUACGGUGGCCAGCAGCCUGACAUGUAUAGCCAAUAUGGUUACCCAGAGCGUAGGCCCAUGCAAGGCCCAUUCCCCUAUCAAUAUGGACGCGAUCGCAUGCAGCCAGGUGGGCAGGGACCUCCUCAGCACAGCAUGAUGAGUGGUGGACCACCCCCAUCCUCCAAUUCCAGCGGUGGUCCUCAGGGGAACAUGUGGCACACCAGGCAUGACAUGAGUUACCCUUACCCUGGCCGGCAGGGUCAUGGGGCCCCCUACCCCUCCAUGAGCCGUGGAGAUGAUCCAGAAGUCAGGGCCAGUCAGGACAGUCAGUGGCCUGGUCAGCGUCAAUCCCCCUACCCACCACACUCUUCGUCCUCCGCUAGCUCCAUGCCCCCCAUGGCAAGCCGGCAACCACCUUCUUCCUACCAGUCUCCUCCAGCAAUGCCAAACCAUAUCUCUCGAGUCCCAAGCCCCGCACCAUUCCCUCGGUCUGUGGGUGGCUCUAUGUCACCCAAUAAAGCUCAUAUGAUGGCCUCUAUGAAGCAGAUGCAAAAGCCAGGUGGCCCAAGCUCUCAAAGUGGUGGUCUUCCUGGGCAAGGCUUCCCAGCAAUCCAUCGGGAGGUCACUUACCCAUUAGACUCCGUGGAGGGAACGCAGCCUCAGCUUAAACCCCACCGAAGGUUAACAUCCAAAGAAAUCGGCACACCAGAGGCAUGGCGUGUAAUGAUGUCCCUGAAGUCUGGUUUGCUUGCUGAGAGCACAUGGGCCCUGGACACAAUAAACAUCUUGCUAUAUGAUGACAACACAGUUUCUUCCUUUGGCCUAUCUCAGUUGCCCGGUUUCUUGGAGCUCGUUGUUGAAUAUUUCAGAAGGUGCUUAAUAGAGAUCUUCGGGAUCCUUGAGGAAUAUGAAAUCGGAACAGUGGGUCAGAAAACUCUUCUUGGUCCAUGUUCGGAACCCACAGAAAAAGAGCAACCUUCCAAUCAAGACCUUAAAAGCCAAUCCAAUAAAGAUCAGGUGGAGAGAUUAGAUGUGGAGCCUGAGAAACCUCAGCCAAGCAGCUCAGCAGCAGAACUUAAUAUGGAGAAAAGGGAAGACUCUGCAGAAGGUAAGGCCGACGAAAAGAACACUGGUAAAGAACCAUGUCCUCCAGUGGAGCCUAGACCCAAGCAAGCCAGUAAGUAUGACAAACUCCCAGUGAAAGUUGAGGAGAGAGAGGCUGUGGCUGAUUGUGUGGAGGAUCGAUCAGAACUGCUAGGCCUGGCUGGGGAGUUCACCAGUGGGCUCCUGCAUUGGAAAGCAGGUGGAGGGGACUCUACUGCCCACAUCCAGACCCAUCUCGAGAGACGUAGGGAAGAAGAACAGAAGCCUUCAGAGAAUCAGGAAGGUGUACAGGCUCUUAGUAAAGAAACAGUUGAAGAAGAGCACGGGAGGGAAAAGGAACUGAAAAGAGAACUUCCAGGGCCCUCAGAGGAAAACUUGACAGCCACUGUGGAUGACAUGCUAAGUUCUCGUCCAGGGUCCCUAUCAGAGGGUGAAACUCAGACAUUCCCCUUCCGCAACAGAGAGAAACAGAGCACCAUUACUUUGCUGGAAGAUGAGCCCCGAUGCUGGGAUGAAGCACCUCUUUCGAUCGCCGAGGGCUGGCAGGAUGAGUUGGCCAAGCGCUGCAUGUGUGUGUCCAAUAUCAUUCGUGGACUCUCCUUUGUCCCGGGCAAUGACAGCGAAUUGGCUCGGCACCCAGGUUUAGUGCUCAUUCUUGGAAAACUUGUGCUUCUGCACCAUGAGCACCCUAAAAGAAAAAGGAUGCCCCCUACCUACCAGCGAGAGGAAGAGCGAGGACUGGCUUGCAGCAAGGACGAAUGGUGGUGGGACUGCCUUGGUGCCUUGCGUGAGAACACCUUGGUCACCCUUGCCAACAUUUCAGGACAGCUAGACCUGUCUAUCUAUCCAGAAAGUAUCUGCCUUCCAAUUCUGGACGGGCUUCUCCACUGGAUGGUGUGCCCUUCAGCAGAGGCCCAGGACCCCUUUUGCACGGCAAAUGGCUUCUCCUCGCUCACACCACAGAGGCUGGUGCUGGAGUGUCUGUGCAAACUGAGCAUUCAAGACUCUAAUGUUGACCUUCUACUGGCCACGCCUCCUUUUAGCCGACAGGAGCGCCUCUUUGCCACAUUAGUGCGGCACGUUGGUGAACGAAAGAGUCAGGUGUGCCGCGAGAUGGCAGUAGCCAUUCUCUCCAAUCUUGCACAGGGUGACCCAACAGCUGCCCGAUCCGUUGCCCUGCAGAAGGGCAGUGUGGGAGCCUUGAUAAAUUUCCUAGAGGACAGUGUUGCCAUGGCACAGUAUCAGCAGAGCCCUCACAGUCUCUUGCACAUGGCACACCCCACCCAACCCGAGCCGCCCAGCAUCAACAUGAUGUGCCGAGCCGCCAAAGCCCUGCUGGCCAUGGCCCAAGUGGAGGAGAACAGGCCUGAGUUUGUGCUCUACGAGAGCAGGCUUCUUGAUAUCUCGCUGUCCUCCGUGCUGAACUCUGGUGUGGCAGCCAUCCUGUGUGAGGUACUGUUUAAGCUCGGUCGCUCGUGACAGGCACAAAGGAGCGGGAGCCUAGAGUGCCAUCAUGGGAACGUAUGGCAGAGCUGAGCCACAGAGAUCACACAGAACUGUCGGUGUUAUAUUUUUAUUUAAGGAACAGAACAAACAAAAAUCGUUUUUACAUACAAAUGAAUAUAUAGAGAAUAUAUAUAGCUCCUCUGCCCAUUUCCCAGAUUUCAUUUUGGAUUUUUAAAUGAUUUUAAUACAGAUAUUUAAUACUUGGUCUUUGUUUUUUGUUUUCUAUUCUUUUUUUAUUUGUUUCAUGUGUAUCUUCUUUCAUUUGUUUUAACCAAAGUUGGCAUCUGAUACCGUUAGUUUUUAGAGUAUUUUGCUCUCAGAAUGUUCUUAAUUGUUUUGAUGCGUUUGUUUUCUUGUGGGACUUUGUUUAUUUGGGGAAUGCAGAUUUAUUUAAAUUGUGAGACAUGUUGUAGAUAGAAUUUCUCUUGCAAUGUGUUGCGAUAAAAGAACAAAAAACUAAAAAAAAAAAAUGAUUUUAAGACAUACAUGUAUACAGCUCUGAAAAAAAGCAUUGUGCAAUAGAUUUAGCUGGCUCAGAGGGGAGAUGAUGAAAUGUGAAUGACCACAGGCAAUGUUCUGAUCUGACCACCAGUAUUGCACUGUUUCACCACACCAGUAUCUGAGGGUCAAGCGAGUGUUGGUUCUAAACUGACUUGCUUCCAUAUUAGUGCAGCCACAGAGGGUCCCUCUCUCUGACGGCGAACUCAAAGUGCUUCGGUUACCCCUCUUCUCUAUUCUAUAUCCACGGGUCGAUUUGUAUAUAGGAACUGUACAUUAAAUGGGCCCCCUUUUUUUUUUCUCCAAGAGAUGUGGUAUUAUACAAAGUGAGUAGUUUAUGCUACAUGCUAUUGACAUUUUGCAAAUAAAUAUUAAGUCAUUGUU